Trifolium pratense (red clover) is the source of this 2233-nucleotide messenger RNA. RefSeq names its product E3 ubiquitin-protein ligase SP1-like. NCBI's taxonomy places the organism in Eukaryota, Viridiplantae, Streptophyta, Magnoliopsida, Fabales, Fabaceae. The record is from RefSeq and is a predicted model, not a curated record. The transcript is spliced from 10 exons. Bases 549 to 1643 code for a protein of 364 amino acids. Gene Ontology annotation, biological process: protein ubiquitination; organelle organization. Gene Ontology annotation, molecular function: ubiquitin-protein transferase activity.
AAACAUUAAUUUGAAGAUUCUAACAACAAUAUCACUGAAAUGGCCAUUCAUUUUCCUUAUGAAUUUCCUCUUGUUCCUCAGCACUGAAAUCAUUCUUAAUGUUAAACGUCUGACGAAUUUCCUCUGCUGUCUUCCCUUUUAUAAUCUCUGCUAUAGUAUUGCAAGUAAGAAUCAACAAAUUCUUGAUAUUCAAGAAAUUCGCAGCAAUAACGAGUUCAAAAAGCGAAGCCGAAUCAAUCUUCACGAAUUCAGCGUCCCAAGCAUUAAGAUCAUCCUCAGAAGGUUUUUUAUCGGAACUCGCUGCUUCCGCUUCGACAUGCUUCUUGCAGUAUUCAAUUAUCAUCGCUAAGAUCUUGCUGCUGACGUUUGGAAUAGGGAUCGUGUUGUUGGCACAACCGUCUUCGAUCAAGUACUUGAUUGUUUCUGAUUGCAAUGCCACUGCUUCAUCGACUUCGAAGGUUUCGCCGUCGUGACUCUUGAGAGUGAAUUUCAUGGUUGAAGAAGACAUGGUGAUGAUGAUUGGGUAUGGAUGAUGAGAUUUUAGGAAAAUGGGCAGGAAUGUGGACAUUCUUAAAUCUGUGACUCGCGUCAAGCAACUGAAGGAACUAGCUCAACUAUUAGAUACUCGAAAUUCACCGUUGCUCGUUGCAAUUUCUGGAAAAGUUGCCGCUGAUAGCACAAUUAUAUGUGAAUUAAGUGGUUUAGCGAGUGUAAUUGUUGAAGAUACGGUAGAGCAACAUUUUCUUAAACAUGAGAAGUGGGAUUGGAAAGACCAUUCUCCUGUAACGUCGUUCGCGAGUAAAGAGGUUUCUUGGUAUCUGGAAGAUGCAACUGGUUGUGUGGAUGUGGUUGGAGCUCAGCAGGCCAUAGAUUUUAUGUUACCUUUUCAAAAGGAAAUAUUUAAACAAUCAAAACCAUGGAUGAUACAUAGAAUAUUCAAUUAUUUCCGAGGUCUCAAGGAGCUUGGUUUUAAGAGAAUUGAACGAACACUUCCAAUCAACACUUCCUUGACAGUUAUUGGUGAAGUUUCUAAAGAUGAUGCCGGCACCAUUCGGAUUCAAAAACCCCAGUCAGGACCAUUUUAUGUCUCUCCCAACACAAUUGAUGAUCUUAUAAUUGCUAAUCAUGGGGAUUUCGUCAGGUGGUGUAAGUAUGCAUCGAUUGGAUUUUCAAUAUUUGGUUCUUGUAUAAUAGCUAUGCAUACUAUUCAAUACAUCUUGACAUGGCGACGACAAUGUGAAAUGCAUAAAAGGGUACUUAAGGCAGCUGCUAUUAUUAAGAUGUCAGAACAACAGCCCGCUAUCCGAGUGCAAUCGGCAAAUAUUGAAGGUAAAUUGCUAAAAGUCUAUACUAUUAAUUUUGUAAUGAUUGUUUCAAUAGUACGCGGUUUGCUAGAAAGGAUUAGCAGCACAGCUUGUUGCUCGUUUGUCUUUCACUUAUGUGUAAGAAAUUGUGACAAUUUCUCAGGUAAAAUGGAUGACGACUUCUCAGAUUUGUGUGUGAUAUGCAUUGCUCAGAAAUACAAUGUUGCUUUUGUCCCGUGCGGGCAUAUGUGUUGCUGUACAACUUGUUCUCGACCCUUAAAAAUGUGCCCUCUUUGCCGCGGACAGAUAAAGCAAGUUAUACGAAUUUUCUAUCCCUAAUUAUGAAAGCUUAACUAGACAAAUCAUCAUGGAAUCUUGAAUUGUGAUUCAUGCUUUAAGAAUCCAAGAGUAAUGGUGUUCUGCUUGUCGCUUGAGGUUUUAAAUCAAAGGUUGCGAUAAACUAUAUUACAGAAUAUUGAGAUCAUUGUGGUUAACAAUUGUACAUGUGUUGGGGUCGUAGAGACAACAAAAAUCUUGAUGUUGCAUAUCGCGGUCACGGAUUCUUUUUGAAUAAAUGUUAGCCUCAUAUAUUGACAUGAUACGAGAUUGGAUAGAACACAGUUACUGCGUCAACAUAGCAACUGAUUUAGACCGUUCGAUUAAAUUGAACGACCGAGAUCUUAUACAGUAUAAAAUUAUUAAAAUAUGGAUUGUUUAAUCAGAAUCGUUGAAUCGAAAAUGGCUGGCCGAGAUUCACUACUAUGGCAAACUACAUGAGUUUACAAUGGCAGUGAAUCCAGGUCCGACAUGAAUCCGUUUUUUAAACACAAUCUAGAACUCUAGUAUUUUUGAAUUUGACUCAAAAGAAGUAGUUGUUGAAGUUUGUAUAUGUUGGAAUAAAUGUAUAUAUUAUUUUCUAAAAGAUAAAA